This is a messenger RNA of Parastagonospora nodorum SN15, 1011 nucleotides long. RefSeq lists its product as hypothetical. The transcript is spliced from 2 exons. Gene Ontology annotation, biological process: transmembrane transport. The coding region runs from base 1 to 1011 and encodes 336 amino acids. Gene Ontology annotation, molecular function: transmembrane transporter activity. Gene Ontology annotation, cellular component: membrane. NCBI's taxonomy places the organism in Eukaryota, Fungi, Ascomycota, Dothideomycetes, Pleosporales, Phaeosphaeriaceae. The record is from RefSeq and is a predicted model, not a curated record.
AUGUGGUACAAGCGCGAUGAACGUCAGUAUCGUAUCUCGCUGUUCUUCAGCGCGGCAUCCUUGGCUGGAGCUUUUGGAGGAAUCCUGGCUUGGGGUAUCGCGCAUAUGAGAAACGUCGGGGGAUAUGCAGGUUGGAGAUGGAUUUUCAUUCUUGAAGGUCUUCUCACAAUUGUGAUUGCUAUCGCCGCGUACUGGUUCAUUUCGAAUUAUCCAGAUACCGUUUCGUGGCUUUCCAAGGACGAACGCGCUUUCAUCCAGGCUCGAUUGAGGGCCGAUAGCGACAACACCAACGACGAGCAAUUUCGAUGGGCUGAUGUUUUGCUCGCGUGCAAGGAUAUCAAGAUCUGGCUCUAUGGUUUAGCGUUCCAUACCAUGUCUCUGCCGUUAUACACAUUGUCUCUUUUCCUGCCGACGAUCAUCAAAGACAUGGGCUACACCAAUGCUCAGUCUCAGCUCCUUACCAUUCCACCAUAUGCUGUCGCGACCCUAUUCACCAUAUUCUGGGCUAUCUUAUCGGAGCGCUACAAGCAGCGUGGGCUUUUCAUCGUCACAACGUCGGCAGUCGCCAUCAUCGGGUACAUCAUUCUCCUCGCCAACACGGAUCCCAAAGCGCGACCUGGCCUAUCCUACGCAGGCACAUUCUUCGCUGCCAUCGGUAUUUAUCCCUCCGUUGCACUGGUACUCUGCUGGCCAGCCAUCAACGUCUCCGGACAAACAAAACGCGCCACCGCCAACGCGAUGCAAAUCUCAAUCGGUAAUCUAGGUGCUGUUCUUGGUACGCAACUAUAUCGACCUAAGACGUCGCCGAGAUAUGUCCUGGGGCAUUCAUUCGCGCUGGGAUAUCUGUGCAUGAACAUUGUGGUGGUCACUGCGCUGAUGUUGACUCUCAAGAAGGAGAACAGGCAGAAGGAGCAGUAUCUGAUCGAGCAUCCCGAGACGGCGGGCUUCCACGACAGCGAUGAGGAUUUGAGACAGGGAGAUCGUCAUCCAAGGUGGGUGUUCCAGGCAUGA